Messenger RNA from Ruditapes philippinarum (Manila clam), 1443 nucleotides. Its product is annotated as cyclin-C-like. Gene Ontology annotation, molecular function: cyclin-dependent protein serine/threonine kinase regulator activity. Gene Ontology annotation, cellular component: nucleus; mediator complex. The transcript has 10 exons. Gene Ontology annotation, biological process: positive regulation of transcription by RNA polymerase II. Lineage: Eukaryota; Metazoa; Mollusca; Bivalvia; Venerida; Veneridae. The record is from RefSeq and is a predicted model, not a curated record. Bases 61 to 1035 code for a protein of 324 amino acids.
AAAUCUACCUGUCACCAAAAUCACCUUACACUCGGAUAAAAAGAUCGAAGUGAAAUUAGCAUGUGCACCGGUCAUAAAACCGGUGAAUAUUUUUCGAAGAAAAGCGCAAAAAUGGCUGGUAAUUUUUGGCAAAGCUCUCAUUUUCAGCAAUGGCUGCUAGACAGACAAGACUUAGCAAGAGAGCGUCAGGCUGACCUGAAAAUAAUGAACGAAGAGGAUUAUGAAAAAUGCAUGAUAUUCUUUGCUAACUUUAUACAAGCCCUGGGAGAGCAGCUGAAAGUUCGACAGCAAGUUAUAGCCACAGCUACAGUCUAUUUCAAAAGAUUUUAUGCACGAAAUUCAUUGAAAUGUAUAGAUCCUUGGCUUAUGGCACCAACCAGUAUAUUUUUAGCUUCAAAAGUUGAGGAAUUUGGUGUUAUAUCCAACAGUAGAUUGAUUACCACAUGUCAGACCGUAGUUAAAAACAAAUUUUCACAUGCUUAUCCACAAGAGUAUCCAUACAGAAUAAAUAAUGUGCUGGAAUGUGAAUUCUACCUGUUAGAAAUGAUGGAUUGUUGUUUGGUUGUGUAUCAUCCCUACAGACCUUUAGUGCAAUAUGUGUCUGAUAUAAGUUCUACAGAUGACAGUAUACUUCCUCUGGCUUGGAGGAUAGUGAAUGACUCACUUCGUACAGAUGUAUCUUUACUUUAUCCUCCAUACCUUAUUGCUUUAUCUGCACUACAUAUAGCAUGCGUGAUCCAACAAAAAGAUUUAAAACAAUGGUUUGCAGAAUUGUCAGUAGAUAUGGACAAAAUCUUAGAGAUCACGCGUCAAAUCCUUCACUUGUAUGACCUCUGGAAGAACUACGAUGAGAAGAAAGAAAAAUCUCCCCUGUGCUACAGAAUAUGCCCAAACCGAAAACCAGCCCUACACCGCCUCCCCAAAAUUCACAGGAAGGACAAAAUCAGCAACAAACUCAGUGAUAAGGUCUGUGUAGUGAAAUAUAGUACAUAUGACAUAUGUGUUAAUUAUAAAAACUUAAUAACACGAUGGUGAACUAUGUUUGUGUAGUGAGAUAAUGUACAUAUGACAUAUGUGUUGAUGAUGUAACACACUGAUGCUCAUUUUGUAGUGACAUUGUACAGUGAGAUAUGUGUUAACUAAAUUACACAAACUUGACAUAUACACAUGUACAGGGAAAUAUGUGUAUACUGAAUUACACAAACUUGAUGGACCUAUCAAGUGACAAUAUAAUGAUUUAAGAAAGUUAGUAUUAAUAUAUGUAUUAAUAUUCAAAGUGCUGACUUUAUCUUCGGAAAUACAUGUAAUGUCGUAAUUAAAAUCUUAAUAUUUUUAGUACUCUCAGUGUAUAAUUUAAGUAGACUUUUAUUAUGUUUAAUUGACAGUACUAUAAUGAAACUUUGGAGUUGGAGAUGACAUGAAAGUGUUUGCGAAGCUUUUUUU